AAUAACGCAGGGAGUUUCUACUCGUAAUUCUCUUAGGAACACAAUUAAUCACAUGGCCUUUGUUUCUCAAAUUGAACCAACAACCGUUUUGGAUGCUAUUAAUGAUGAACAUUGGUCUAUGGCAAUGCAAGAGGAGCUUAACCAAUUUAAACACAAUGAUGUUUGGGAAUUGGUGCCUAGACCUAAUGAUCAUUCCGUUAUUGGCACAAAAUGGGUGUUUCGAAAAAUGCCAAGGUGUAAGAACGCUUCCUCGGGUCAAGAAACGGCGGUAGAGGAGAAUGAGAGGCCAUGGCGUCUUGAAGGGAGCAAGUACAUUCACAUUCAAACGGGUCUCGCCUUCAACACCGGGGCUUCCUUCGAGAGGUUCCACAACAUCUUCCUCACGAAGGAGAUCGUCGCUCCCAAGAUCGUGAACAAGGACCUCUUCAAAUCGGCGACCUAUGCCCCGAGAAAGAAGACAAAAGCUUCGAAGAAGAAGGUCACCACCGAGGCUACGAGCUCUGCGCCUCAACCGUUCCUCUACCUGGACGGAUCGUUUCUUGAGUUCGGGUCGGAGGAGGAACUCAACCGGUUCCUCACGCACUUUGCCAAGCGUCCCAUUUCUCCGCCUAGGGUGCUGCCCGAGUUGUACCCUCAACAAAAGGGGUACCACGACCUCGACAAUCAGAUUCAAGCAUCGGGUUUGUGGUCGUUCGUCUCCAGGAGCCGCUCGAGCUUCAAUCCCGCCUUUGUGCGAGCCUUCUACUCCAAUCUCCGCCGUGACGGGGACACUAUUCGCAGCAGCAUCAAUCUCUACGACAUAGAGAUUGAUUUGCCUACCUUUGCUCGAGUCGCAGGGCUGCCCAUCCGCGGUGACAACAUCGCAACCUAUGGUGGCGACGAUUGGAUCCUCAACAACGAGGCGGUCGUCAUUCGUGAGCUUGGGAUCACCAACUUGAUCCGCCACAGCGGCACACCGACGAUUCACUCGGCCCCACCGAACAAGCGCCUCCUCCUCUACAUCAUCACCCGGAUUCUCCGCCCCCGGGACAGCAGCCAUACCUCGCUCUUCAACGAGGACUUGAAGGCGAUUCAUGCCAUCAUCCACGGCGCCUCCAUCAAUUGGGCGAAAUUCGUGAUGAUCCACAUGGCGGAUUGCGCCUCCAUCGCCACUGAGCGGAGCUUGCCAUACGCCUUCCUCGUCAUGGACCUCAUCAUCUCCGCCGACAUCUCCAUCACCGGCCCGGAUACGAAGAUGACAAAGAUUUGGAUAAUUCAAGACAGCACCUUCCGGAAGAAGUCCGGAGACCGAGACGGCGCAGGCCCAAGUCGUGCACCAGCCCCCGCUCCCGCCAAGGCCUCUUUGCAAUCCAUAGCCGAUACUCUGAAUCAGCUAACCCUCACAAUGGAUGGCAUGGGGCAGUCAAUCAAGCGGAUGGACUGGACGCUGCAACGCCAACACCACGACAUGAUGGCGUUCUUUUGCGGCAUCAACUACGUCCCGCCGCCCUUUGACAGCACCUUCCUCGGCCAAAACUAUGAAGGCGAGGACGAGGAGGAUAACUCCUAUGCUCCAUCCUCCUCCCCCGACGAGGCCGACUUUGAAGAUGCGGUCGACGGCGAUCCCAUGGACGUCGAGGACGACGAGGAUGACGACGAGGACGCCGAUGCUUAGACUUUUCUUUUCUCUUCUUACUAUGAUUGUAUUUUUUAUUUUUUCCAUUCCGUUGUAUUCCGCAUUUCCCUUUUUUUUCAUGAAUAAAAGUUUACUUUUACAAUUCUAAAGUUUACUUUUAAUUCUUUUUGUUAAAGUCAAAAGGGGGAAGAUAUUAAGGUUAUGCAUAAAUUAAGGGGGAAUUU
Molecule: messenger RNA, 1839 nt
Organism: Cuscuta campestris
Lineage: Eukaryota; Viridiplantae; Streptophyta; Magnoliopsida; Solanales; Convolvulaceae
Source: the annotation of a GenBank genome assembly